GACGAGCCGGGCUAGGCUUGCAGGCUCCGUGAGCAAAGUAGUGUGCCUUCUCCGCGCUUUCCCUGCCGCGCCUGCGCAGGCCCCGCGGCGCCCGCGCUGCCAUGGCGCUUCGCUGCCUGCUGCUGCCGGGUCGGGGCGGCUGCAGGGCCCGAGGCUUCCCGUUGCUCCUGCUGUCCGGUGGGAGCGCGGGCCCGAGCGAGCGGCCCUGUUUCCGGACGCUGUAUCGAUACGCUACAACUCAAGCAGCAACCAGCAGAAAUUCUCUUCUGACAGAUGUCAUUGCUGCUUAUCAAAGAUUCUGUUCCAGACCUCCAAAAGGAUUUGAAAAAUACUUUCCUAAUGGAAAAAAUGGGAAAAAUGCUAGUGAACCUAAAGAAUUUAUGGGAGAAAAAAAAGAGUCAAAGCCAGCCAAUACACCGCAUUCUUCUGGAGGAGGAAUUGGUGGUGGUGGAAGACGAGGUGGCAAGAAAGACGAUUCUCACUGGUGGUCCAGGUUCCAGAAGGGUGACUUUCCCUGGGAUGACAAGGAGUUCAGGAUGUAUUUUCUUUGGACUGCUCUGUUCUGGGGUGGUGUCAUGAUUUACUAUCUGUUCAAGAGCUCUGGGAGAGAAAUUACUUGGAAGGACUUUGUCAAUAACUACCUUUCCAAAGGAGUAGUAGACAGACUGGAAGUCGUCAACAAGCGUUUUGUUCGAGUGACGUUUACACCAGGAAAAACUCCUGUGGAUGGGCAGUAUGUCUGGUUUAAUAUUGGUAGUGUGGACACCUUUGAGCGGAAUCUGGAAACUUUACAGCAAGAACUGGGCAUAGAAGGGGAGAAUCGGGUCCCUGUUGUCUACAUUGCUGAAAGUGAUGGUUCAUUUCUUCUGAGCAUGUUACCUACGGUCCUCAUAAUUGCCUUUUUACUGUACACCAUAAGAAGAGGGCCUGCUGGUAUUGGUCGAACAGGCCGGGGAAUGGGUGGACUCUUCAGUGUUGGAGAAACCACUGCCAAGGUCUUAAAGGAUGAGAUAGAUGUGAAAUUCAAAGAUGUGGCUGGCUGCGAGGAGGCCAAAUUAGAGAUAAUGGAAUUUGUGAAUUUCUUGAAAAACCCAAAGCAGUAUCAAGACCUAGGAGCAAAAAUCCCAAAGGGUGCCAUUCUCACUGGUCCUCCAGGCACUGGAAAGACACUGCUAGCUAAAGCGACAGCUGGAGAAGCCAACGUCCCUUUCAUCACAGUUAGUGGAUCUGAGUUUUUGGAGAUGUUUGUUGGUGUGGGUCCAGCUAGAGUCCGAGACUUAUUUGCCCUUGCUCGGAAGAAUGCCCCCUGUAUUCUUUUCAUUGAUGAGAUAGACGCCGUGGGAAGGAAGCGAGGAAGAGGCAACUUUGGAGGGCAGAGUGAGCAGGAGAACACACUCAACCAGCUGCUUGUGGAAAUGGAUGGAUUUAACACGACGACAAAUGUAGUCAUUUUGGCUGGCACCAACAGGCCGGACAUCCUGGAUCCUGCCCUGUUGAGGCCGGGGCGCUUUGACAGGCAGAUCUUUAUUGGACCACCAGAUAUAAAAGGAAGAGCCUCUAUUUUCAAAGUUCACCUCAGACCGCUAAAGCUGGACAGUGCCCUGGAAAAGGAGAAACUGGCGAGAAAACUUGCAUCCUUAACUCCAGGGUUUUCAGGAGCUGAUGUUGCUAAUGUCUGCAAUGAAGCUGCUUUGAUUGCUGCGAGGCACCUUUCAGACUCCAUAGAUCAGAAACACUUCGAACAAGCAAUUGAACGAGUGAUUGGUGGUUUAGAAAAAAAAACCCAGGUUCUGCAGCCAGAGGAGAAAAAGACCGUGGCAUACCAUGAAGCAGGCCAUGCAGUCGCCGGCUGGUACCUGGAGCACGCAGACCCACUUUUGAAGGUAUCCAUCAUCCCACGUGGCAAAGGAUUAGGUUAUGCUCAGUAUUUACCGAAGGAACAAUACCUCUACACCAAAGAGCAGCUCUUGGAUAGGAUGUGUAUGACUUUAGGUGGCCGAGUGUCAGAAGAAAUCUUCUUUGGAAGAAUUACAACUGGUGCUCAGGAUGACUUGAGAAAAGUGACUCAGAGUGCAUAUGCCCAAAUUGUUCAGUUUGGCAUGAAUGAAAAAGUGGGACAAAUUUCCUUUGACCUCCCCCGUCAGGGGGACAUGGUGUUGGAGAAACCUUACAGUGAAGCCACUGCAAGACUGAUAGAUGAUGAAGUACGAAUACUUAUUAACGACGCUUAUAAAAGAACAGUGGCUCUCCUCACAGAAAAGAAAGCUGACGUGGAGAAGGUUGCUCUUCUAUUGCUAGAAAAAGAAGUAUUAGAUAAGAAUGAUAUGGUUGAACUUUUGGGCCCCAGACCUUUUGUGGAAAAAUCUACGUAUGAGGAAUUUGUGGAAGGAACUGGCAGCUUGGACGAGGACACCUCACUCCCAGAGGGCCUGAAGGACUGGAACAAAGAGCGUGAGGGCAAGAAGGAGGAGCCCACGGACGAGAAGGUGGCCAGCCAGAUCAAAGGAGAGAUGCCAUUCUAAUUGUCCGUGUUAGGGUUUCACUUGGCACAUUAUUUCAGCUUUGGCUUUCUCAGAAGAAUGAGAACACUGCUAAGUUGAUUUUUAACCAACUUAAAAAUCAGCUUACCCGUGUGAAAUGGCGGGAAGAGUAAUGCUUAAUCCUCUGCCUCAGAGUUGCGGUGGGGAUGGCAGUGGGAUUUCCUGAAGGCACCGAGGGAAACGCAGGCUGUCCCUCAGCCUCGUUGGGCUCUCUGUACGGUGGCCAAACUCGAGGCCAGUGCCCUGGAGCGCUGGUUUUUCUGGGCCCCACAGGAAGGCCUGCGGCUGAGCAGGUGUGGGGGGGCCAGGGAAUGAACGUGUAAAAUCUUGACACUACUUGAGAGCUACUUUUCUCUUUCCAUCAUCCGCUCUUCAUUCCUUUUACCUUCAGUUUCCCUCUGCAGAUGCAGGGGGCCCAGGGGCUGUGAAAUUAGAUCCUGAUAAGAAUAUUUUGAUUUAAUAUUUUAAAGAUCAAAUCCUGAUCACUUGUGCUGUUUUAAUGGAGUGGUUUUCUACAAAGAGCUGUAACAUAUUUAAAAACAGGAUUGUAUUGUGUAAAUAUGGCUUCCUUACAUCAGGAUAAAAUGUAAACUGUGUAUUUUUUUUUCCCUGAACACACAAAGGUCAUUGUUUAUGCUUAGGAUACUUUGAGAAAAUAUCUGCAAGGAAUUAAAUGUUCUUAUUUUGAGGAGGGAAUCCUUUCCUCAUCACCUUCCACAAGAGGGUUAAUACGUCUAGACCUGUGCAUCCUGGACUGACAUACUGGACUCUGGAUAUAAUGUAUACAAAUGUAGUGCGAGUCAGUGGGCUUAAGGAUCUAGGGUGAUGGCGUCAGCUUAACAAACACUCACUGGCCAAUCACGAGCAGACUUUCCCUGCACUGUCUAGGUCUGGGGUUCAUGUGUAAUCAUGGUGGGUGGGGGCAGCCUGUUCAGACCGUCUCCUGGUGUCCAGGAAGGAACAAUGAGGCUGAGCUGUUGAGGCCCUGCAGCAGUGGCUUCCUGUGACUUCUCAGUAAAGUGGUCGGAACCAUCAACUCCCACUCUCCUCUCCUAGAAGGGAGCAGUGUAGUCCGUGGUCAUGAAGACAGUGCAGGACUGGGCACAUGUAAGGUCGCCAUGAGGCAGAGCUGACUUGAUGGUAACAGCAACAACAAGUGUAAUUUGUGUAGUUGCAGAAAAGGGGAGGUCUGCAGUGUUGUAGCAGACCUCGAUCAGAAUUCUUACAAGAAGAUGGCCUCAGGAAGGCUUACUCAGUCUUCAAACACCAUCAUUUGGACUUGGAGCUACCGAACGUUUUUGCAUUUUUAAUACUUCCCUUAACAGCCUCUUUGAAUGUUAUUCCGACUUGCCUUCUGUAUUGUUGGUCUAAGUAUGUUGUGGAACAGGGUUUUUCAGACUUAAGAUGUAAAAACCUAUAGUGUCCUUGCUGGGGCCCUGGAGACAGAGGUGGAAGGUGGUACUCGGCCAUAGGACCACGCUUACUGGGGCCUG
This is a messenger RNA of Trichechus manatus latirostris (Florida manatee), 4033 nucleotides long. It is a transcript of the gene AFG3L2, whose product is annotated as AFG3 like matrix AAA peptidase subunit 2. Bases 102 to 2522 code for a protein of 806 amino acids. Gene Ontology annotation, molecular function: ATP-dependent peptidase activity; metalloendopeptidase activity; ATP binding. Lineage: Eukaryota; Metazoa; Chordata; Mammalia; Sirenia; Trichechidae. The transcript is spliced from 17 exons. The record is from RefSeq and is a predicted model, not a curated record. Gene Ontology annotation, biological process: mitochondrial protein processing. Gene Ontology annotation, cellular component: m-AAA complex; membrane.